Messenger RNA from Tarenaya hassleriana, 2964 nucleotides. Its product is annotated as DDT domain-containing protein DDR4. The transcript has 13 exons. Gene Ontology annotation, cellular component: RSF complex. The coding region runs from base 230 to 2473 and encodes 747 amino acids. The record is from RefSeq and is a predicted model, not a curated record. Gene Ontology annotation, biological process: regulation of DNA-templated transcription. NCBI's taxonomy places the organism in Eukaryota, Viridiplantae, Streptophyta, Magnoliopsida, Brassicales, Cleomaceae.
UUUCUUAUGGCUCGAGAGUUUCUUCUCCCGACCAAAACGACGGCGUUUCGCGAACACCAACGACGCUUUUGGACCUCCGUCGUCCUCCCUCUUCGCUCUAAAACCGAUUCGGAUUUUCCUUUCAAUGCUCGAGGGUUUUGAUCCUUUCACCCUAAGCUCUUCGUAACUCUGAGAAACCCUAAUCUUGUCCUCUGCCCCUUCUCGAUCUCGUCCAUUACCUGGGUUCUCGAUGGAUUCUGCGCCCGAGAUCGUUCCUGCCCGAUCCUCACCUGAUCCUGAUGUCUCCGGCAACCACCACUCUCUCGACGGAGACGCUCCGGCGCCGGAAUUGGAGGAUACUCCAGCGCCAAGGAGAACGCGCCCUUCACGCGCCUGCACUAUUAGGGCACAGCAGCGGAUGCAGGAGCUGCAAGCGGCGGAGAGGAGGCUGAGACCGGCUAAGAAGGCGCAGCAGAGACGGAAUCAGCAACGGCGGAGAGAGGAGGCGGAUGAAGAGGAGGAUCAGGAGGAAGACGAAGGAGAAGAUGGGUCGCCGGGGAAUCAGCAGCAAUGCGGGGGAGGGAGUUCCAGCAAGAUUGUGACGUCUCUGGUUCCGCCGCCGGAGCCGUCGCAGAUUCCUCGGUGGAGCCUCCGCUCGAUGUGGGAACUUGCUUCCGUACUUGAUUUCUUGCAUGUUUUUAGAACGCUUUUGAACAUUAACGUGGAGUUUUCGGCGGAGGAGUUCGAGACUGCUCUGCUUACACCGAAUGAUACUUUAAGCGACAUACACAUUCCACUGUUAAAGGCUAUUCCUCCUGUAACUCGAAUGGCCCUUACACGUGAUACCUGGGUCACUGUCUUGUGCAGGAAAUUAAGAGAUUGGUGGCAUUGGGUCGCAGAAGGGGAUCUUCCUAUUGUUACCUCCCAAGGGCGGGAAGUUGAAGAUUACAAGUCACUUGAUCCAGGAAUCCGUGUGUUGAUAUUGAAAGCUCUUUGUGAUAUUCGUGUUGAGCAAGAGGACAUCAGGGGCUACAUUGAUAACUCUCUUAAAAGUGGCAUUCAUCUCUCAGCUUUCCGCAAAGAACGCGUUGGGGGUGAUUCACAUGGAGUUAAUUUCUGGUAUGAAGAUGAUCCCUUAAUUGGCCAUCGAUUAUACCGUGAAAUAAGGAAAGCCGAGCCAGUAAAGGUGAAAACAAAGGGUUCCAAAGUUGAUCCUAAUAUAACAUACCAAUGGGAAACCGUUGCCACUAAUUUUGACGAAUUUCAAGACGUUUCUGAGAAACUUUUUACAAGUCAAAAUAGAACUGAGGCUUCUUUAGGGAAAAGGUUGAAGAAUGAUAUGCUUCCUGAAAUUGAAAAAGAACAUAAGAGAAAAGAAAGAAUGUUGAAAAAGCAACAUAGACAGGCUCUUCUUCUUGAUAACUUUUUGGUUGUUGAUGGCCUUGGCGCUGGUCGUUCUCUUCGUGAUAGGAAGCCGGUUCGAUACACUUUUGAUGAUUAUGACCGUUCCAUAAAUGAAGCAAUCAAGAUAACCAAGAAGAAACCUCCAUCACCCGAACCUCCUCUUCACAGAAGAGAAUCUACCAGAUUGGACACCACUGUGAACGGCGGAUGGAACAAUUCUACCAACCCUUCUGAGCUCGGAAACGAUACAACAUCCGGGAGAUCUUCAGAUUUUGCUGAUUACAACGAUGUGGAUGAACAUAAGUCUGAAUCGUUGGACAGAAGCAAUCGACGGAGACAACGGCCUCAACGGUAUUCGACUAUGGACUUUGUUGAAACUGUUUCAGACAAUGAGGUAGACUUUGACAGUGACGAUGACAUAGUUGGGGAAGCAAUCUAUGACGAAGAAUAUCUGAGGAAGCGUAAUCAGAGGAAAAAACACUCUAGUGGUUCCGAGGGUGAUGAGGAGUAUAGAUGGGACGAAGACAACAUUGAUGAUGAGGAGGAAGAAGACGAGGAAGAAGAUUCUCUAAGUGUUAGCGAAGAAGAUAGUGAUGAACCCCAGAGGUUUAAGAAAAGGCCGCGGAGAGAAACAAAAUUACGGUCGAGAUCGAAUGAUCUCCAGCCAGGUCUGAGGCGCAGCAAAAGAGCCACGAGGAAUCGGAUUAACUACAAACAAUACGAGCUUUCAGAAUCAGACAACGAAGCAGAAAUGCCUGCAAAAUCUAGCCGGUUGGUGGUAGAACGGGAUGAACACUCUGAUGAAACAGAGAACGGGGAUUUUUCAAUGGGAAGUCAAGAAUCCGAAGAAAAUGGAAAUGACCCAGAAACAAAAGUCGCUGAAGAGCCUAUGGAGGAUAAUGACAAUGCAGACACAACUGAGAAAGAGGGCGACCAGCUUCUUAAUAAACCAAAUGGAUCAGACCAAGAUGAAGUUGAGGGCGGAGGAAAAAGGCAUUACCUUGACCUAAACGAGCUGGCCCCUGUUUCUGGUUUUGAUGAUGGUCCAAAUACAGUAAUGAAGGAUGAUGAUAACACAGACAAUUCAUAAGCACUCAAGGCCUCUCCUUUGUGAAGCUGUGGCUAUAGUUUGCAUUGUACGAUAGUAAAUUCAUUGGGUUUUGUGGGAAAGCCUGUCCCGAGAAUGUUCACGGGCAGUGAACCACGGGACACUCAACACUCAUUGGCUUCUGUUCGAGUGUAUCUACGUUGGUUGUAAGUUAAUCAGCUAAGGAGGGGCAGGCACUAUAUGGCGCCAAAAGGUAUGUAGAUUUAGGUAGUCAUUUUUUUACGGUGUAUACCCUUGAAAGAAAGAAAACUAGGGCGGGUGAACCAGAAAAUUCCUUGGGAGUUAUAUUAUGCUAUCCACUUAGUGUAAAAUUUAACCUUUCUAACUCUGUAUUAACCAGAAAACCUUUCAGCCUCUUAGAUUGGUUAAAACAGUUCAGAUCCUUCUCUAGGGAUCGUUAGCAUUCAGUCAUUGAAGCUUGUCUGCUAAUCAUCGCCUAAACGGAAAAGUUUCGUAUUUUUUCUUCUUGAACU